AUGGCGGAUCCCAAGAUUCAAGAACUGCUCACCAAGUCGCGCGCCGACCUCACCGAAUACGAGAUUGCGCAGCUCGAGGAGCACGAGUUCUCCGCCGGCCCCCUCUCCAUCCUCCAGACCGCCGUGCGCUCGCACGUCCAGGUGCUCAUCUCUAUACGCAACAACCGCAAGCUGCUCGCCCGCGUCAAGGCCUUUGAUCGCCACUGCAACAUGAUCCUUGAAAACGUGAAGGAGAUGUGGACCGAAACCAGCAAGUCGGACAGCGGCAAGACCAAGUCGGUGAACAGAGACCGGUUCAUCAGCAAGAUGUUUUUGCGAGGGGAUAGCGUGAUUCUGGUGCUCCUGAGCUGA
Hirsutella rhossiliensis is the source of this 351-nucleotide messenger RNA. Its product is annotated as LSM domain-containing protein. NCBI's taxonomy places the organism in Eukaryota, Fungi, Ascomycota, Sordariomycetes, Hypocreales, Ophiocordycipitaceae. The record is from RefSeq and is a predicted model, not a curated record. The transcript is spliced from 4 exons. Gene Ontology annotation, cellular component: catalytic step 2 spliceosome; precatalytic spliceosome; U2 snRNP. Gene Ontology annotation, biological process: spliceosomal snRNP assembly; RNA splicing. Bases 1 to 351 code for a protein of 116 amino acids. Gene Ontology annotation, molecular function: RNA binding.